AGGCUCCCUCCUCCUCCUCCUCCUCCUCCUCCUCCUCCUCCUGGGUCUCCAGAUGCAGCCAGGCGGCGUCCCUGGACCACCUCCUCCUCCAUCCCAGCCCUGAAGAUGCCUCCGCCGCUCCUCUUCGUGGCCUGCCUGGCUCUGCCUCUCUGCCGGGGGGCUCUCCCUGCCGACCCCCCAGAGCCCGGGGCACAGCUCAGCUUCCAAGCCAGGGACCGGGCCGUCCGGCAGGUCAGCCCUUUCUUCCUCUCGCUCACCAUCGAUGCCAACUUGGCCACGGAUCCCCGGUACAUCGCCUUCCUAGGAUCUACGAAAUUGCGCACAUUAGCGAGAGGCUUGUCUCCCGGCUUUCUGAGGUUUGGGGGCACAAAAACGGACUUCUUGAUUUUCGAUCCCAAAGAAGAGCCAACGCUGGAGGAGAAGGUUUUCCUGGACCAGGUAGCCAGACAAGAUGGUGCAGAUGUUUGUCAAUUCAGAUCUCCACCACUGGACGUUAUGCAGGACUUGCAGUCUCAGUGGCCCUUCCAAGCGAUGGUUCUUCUCAGAGAUCAAUACAAGAAUAAAUACAGAAAUACCACCAUUACACGAAGCACAGUUGACAUUUUGUACAACUUCGCACACUGUGCUGGUUUGCAUCUAAUCUUUGGACUCAACGCCUUGCUAAGGAAAAGCAGCUUCCAGUGGGACAGCACCAAUGCGCAGCUAAUUUUGGAUUACACGGAUUCUCAGAAUUACAGCAUGUCUUGGGAACUUGGAAAUGAACCUAACAGCUUCAAGCACAAGUCUGGCAUUUACAUUGAUGGCUUCCAACUAGGGCAGGACUUCAUACACCUCCGCCAGCUUCUGAACAAUUACGGCCGAUACAGAACUGCCAAACUCUAUGGCCCCGAUGUAGGUCAGCCAAGGAAAAACACUCAGAAGUUGCUGAGGAGAUUCCUGAAAUCAGGAGGGAAAGUAAUUGAUUCCGUUACCUGGCAUCAUUACUAUUUAAAUGGACGAACUGCUACCCGAGAGGAUUUUAUGAGUCCGGAUGUGCUAGAUACAUUCAUCACAGCUGUACAGGAAGAACUCCAGCUUGUUGAUGACACAGUGCCAGGGAAGAGUGUGUGGCUGGGAGAAACAAGUUCAGCUUAUGGAGGUGGUGCUCCCCAGCUCUCCAAUACAUAUCUUGCUGGCUUCAUGUGGUUAGAUAAGCUAGGACUGUCUGCCCGGCUGGGCAUUGAUGUGGUAAUGAGACAGGUGUUAUUUGGAGCAGGAAGCUAUCAUCUGGUGAAUGCCAGCUUUGAACCUUUGCCUGAUUAUUGGCUUUCUUUGGUGUAUAAGAAACUGGUGGGCCCCAAAGUUCUGCAUGUGAACAUUACUGGCGAAGAUCUGAGGAAGCUUCGAGUGUAUCUUCACUGCACCAAUGAGCAUCACCCAAAAUACAGAGAUGGAGACGUGACGUUAUUUGCCUUAAACCUCAAUAACCGCACCAAACGUUUGCUGUUACCCAAUUACUUCGCCAACAAGCAGAUUGAUGAAUAUCUUCUACUUCCUCAUGGAAACAGCCUACUUUCCACGUCUAUUCAGCUGAACGGCCAUCUCCUAAAACUAGUGGGCGACGAAACGUUGCCAUCUCUCAUUGAGAAGCCUCUCAGUCCAGGGAGCAAACUUGGGCUCCCGGCUUUUUCCUAUGGAUUUUACGUCAUAAGAAAUGCCAAAGCCAGGGCUUGCAUUUAGCAAGACUAGUUGGAAGGCCACAGCCGUGUCAGACUUUUGAUGUUUCCAAAUAUUUUGAUACCAAGGAAGAAACCCAAGUGUGUCAAAAGAGAAGGGCAUUAUCUGGAGCUUGCUGUUUAAAAGUUUUUUUCUAUCUUUCUGCAAGAAUUGCUCAAGCACUUUGUUUCAACCGUGGUUGUGCCAAAAAUGGACCUACUCCACUAGGGAUUCCCCCCACUGAACUACGAAUCAUAUGGGAAGGAACAGUCCUUUCUCUCUGCCUGACCUACCUCACAGGGGUGUUGUGUGGAUAAAGUGGGAAUCAGAAGACUUGAUGCUUUGGGCUCAUUGGAGGAAAAGUGAAAUAUAAGUGUAGCAAAUAAUCAAGAGAUGCCUGGCAAUAUAAUGCUGAGUAUAAGUAGGCAACCGGGUAAAGCAUCAAGUCAAAGACAUUUAAAAGCUACAGCGUGUGACCACAUGACUUUAAGGCACAAGGGUUAUUGCAAAAGGCCUAUUUAUGUAGGAGGUUCCUUCUGCUUUCUUAUAAUGCUAGAAAGGCAGAGCUCAACAUAGCAGCUCAGUUGGUCUCAGGGUAUUCAUGAGGAAGUGGAUUUAAUUUCAUAGCCUCUUCUAGAAAUUGGUUUUCUCCGGCAAUAGCAGCUUUUUGCUGCCACCUCUGGCACAUUCACAUGGCUGCAUGCAAAGGCUUUCAUGGCCGGAAUCAUUGGGUUGCUGUGAGUUUUCCAG
Molecule: messenger RNA, 2445 nt
Organism: Anolis sagrei ordinatus
Lineage: Eukaryota; Metazoa; Chordata; Lepidosauria; Squamata; Anolidae
Gene: HPSE
Product: heparanase
Biological process (GO): angiogenesis involved in wound healing; cell-matrix adhesion
Cellular component (GO): extracellular matrix; membrane
Molecular function (GO): hydrolase activity, acting on glycosyl bonds
Source: RefSeq, a predicted model, not a curated record